This is a messenger RNA of Halichondria panicea, 18913 nucleotides long. RefSeq lists its product as uncharacterized. Gene Ontology annotation, cellular component: membrane. Lineage: Eukaryota; Metazoa; Porifera; Demospongiae; Suberitida; Halichondriidae. The record is from RefSeq and is a predicted model, not a curated record. Gene Ontology annotation, biological process: cell communication; metal ion transport.
AGAAAUUCAUUGUCCCCACAAAUUUCUAGCUAUAGUGGCUAGUUAGUUUAUUGAGAGCGAGAUUUUUGCCAUGGCUGGUCAGUGUAUUGCUUACGUUGCACUGGCCCUUCUGUGUUUGGCAAGUUCUGUCGAUCUAGGUAUGGCUCAAGCCCAAUGUUUCAGUACUGAGAUAUUUGGUUGCAGUGGUACCAGUGCAGGAUUCAGGGCCUCAGGUCAGGACUGCUGUGAUGAUGGAUUCUUGGCUUUCAAUGCAGGAGGCGAUGUCUGUGAAUUGUGCUCAGGCAAUGUGCUUUGCUCGGCUAACCUUGGCUGCACUGCUGCCUUUGAGCCCAGUCAAGCUCAGGGUCGUGGCGAGUGUUGUGCUACUGGUGGGGGAGUGGCUUACACAGACAGUGCAGGAAGAUGUGUACCAUGUCCCACUAACAUCACCGGUUGCUUCGCUGGGAACCAGUGUGGUGGAGACAACAUCCCUCUCACCUUGAUUGAGUCAGCUGCUGCUCAAGUCAGAGAGUGCUGUGUCAGCACUGCCGGACUCUCCUACAACCUACUGGGACAAUGCAUCGACUGUGUUGUGUUUGGAUUUCUUGAGGAGAGGCUGGAAGAAGAGGAGAGGGGACAAGGCUAUACGGUUAGUAUUGGCUACAUCAAACGACCUGCCUCGGUUAACAAUCUUAUCAGAGGAAACAUCGCUGUAGCUGAUGGUGGGACUGCAGAUCCGGUCACAGAUUUUCAGAUCAGUACCGAGAGAUACACAGUUCGUCCGGGUGUGAAUCAAGAUAUCAUUGUUACGUAUCGAGUGGACAGUGUUGCUCAAGAGCCCAUGGAGUCUGCCCAACUGGAACUGAGUAUCAGUACAACACCACCUAGGGGAUUGCUGACACGUGACACAUUUGAGCUGGCUAUCAUCGACAGUGACAUGGUGAUAUUCCAGCUGACUGAGAACGAUUAUCGAUCCAGUGAAAGUGAGCUUCAAAUCAACGCUCAAGUGAACAAGAAUCUCCGUAUUGCCAGUCGAGUCGUGUUGGAGGUCACUCCGUACACUGUAGGAGAUGCCUUGCUGGCUGGUAUACCUGCACUACCCAACGUACCAGCUAACAACAACACUCGCUCCCCCAAUCGUGCUCUAAUCACACCUCAACGUCAAGAUUUCAAUGACAGUGUGAUUACUGUCGUUUUCGAAGCUGACGAAUUUGGUAACCAAGUGAACGAUGUUCCGGUUCCAGUGCCAAUAACUGAUGAUGAUAUUGAUGAGGCUCAAGAGGAAGUGUUUGUGAUUGACCUCACUCUUCAGUCGUCUAUAAAUUCUCAGAUUUCGAUUGGUCGUCGAAGUUCACUAGCUAGAAUCAACGAUGAUGACGACCUUCAAAUUGGUUUCGAAAAUAUAAGUUAUAACUUCAAUGAGCCUCAAUUUGAGGAAGAGAUUUCCGGGGUGGUGUUUCUGCGAAAGCAAAAUGGUCGAAUUACUGAACAAAGUUAUGUGGUUAUUGUCGGCAUCAAUGAAGCCACGCCCAAUGCGAACAUACGAGCAGCCACCCUAUCCACUGCAGUCGCAGACAAUGAUUACGUUGUAAGCCAACCUGGAGAAAAUACGAUUGUAUUAGAAUUUGGACCAAAUGAUCAAGUAUUGGAUUUCCCUUUUGUACUCUUCCCCGAUGAUAUUGCCGAGGGUACGGAAGCUUUCCAAGCGAGUUCCCAGCCUUCUGAAAAUCCACUGCAUCCAUCGUUUACUGCUCCCAGUGCUGAUGGUGAUGAUGUCCUGUUCCCCUCUACAUUCAUUGUCAUCGCAGAUGAUGAUCCUAUCGUUGUUGGAUUGGAGCAGAACUAUACUGUAUUUGAGAAUGUCAGCACAUUUGAAGUGUGCUUCCGAGUGAUGAACCCACCAGAUGAUCAGGAGUUUGGUUUGAGUCUCGACCUUGUCCCAGUGACUAAUGAUGGAAGUGCAAUAGGUGGUUUUGGUGGUGACUUCGUGCCCCUCACCCUUGAUGCUUUUAGAACUCUUGAUAGCAAUAAUCGCAGAGCUUGUGUGGACGUGAGGAUCAACCCUGAUAACAUAUACGAGGAGACAGAGAGCUUCUCUAUCUCACUAGAGUUCGAUGAGUUUGUGCCUCAGGAAGUGAGAGAUCAGGUCACCAUUGAACCAAGUGUGGUCAAUGUGGAAAUCCUAGACCUUACACCUCUCUCUAUUGGGUUUAUCAAUGCUCCUUACUCUGGUGCUGAGGCCGGGGAGGUGGUCAGCUUCCAGGUUGGUGUCACUAAUGGCGUCACACUCGGACGAGAAGUAACUGUUGAUUUCUCCACGAAUGAUCUAACCGGUCUUGGUGAAGGAAGAGCCGCCAUUGCUGGUUCUGACUACACUGCUAUAGCUGGUCAAUCCAUCACCUUUGGCCCAUCCAGUCUAACUUCCUCAGUGGAUGUAGUCAUUGAAGAAGACUCCAUUUUUGAGCUGACGGAAACUUUUGGAGGCUCUUUGUCUUUCUCUGGUUCUCUUGAAAGGUUUACACUCGGCCCAGAUACUGCUCAGGCAACCAUCACUGAUGAGGAUGUGGUCGUAUUUGGCUACAAUCCUGUCAGCUAUUCCUUUGGUGAGAACUCUGGAUCUAGUGAUGUCUCUGUCAGUAUCUCCAGCGGUGACCCGGGAGCUUUCCAACUGCUGGCACAAUAUCAGACACAAGAUCUAGUAACUGGAGGUGCACAAGCUGGCUUGGACUAUAUGGCCGGGAGUGGUAGUGUCCAGUUGACCUCUGGCCAGCAAACGACCUCUCACUCUGUGACCAUCCUUCCUGAUGAAUUUUCCGAGGGAAUCGAGUCAUUCGGGCUGACCCUCUCCAACCCGUCGAUCCAGUUUAAUGGCGUGGGCCUGAACCUCCAGGCCGAUGAGGCUGAUAGACUGCAGCUAGGCACUGAUACUGCUACCGUGGAGAUAUUAGAUGCUAAUGUUGCCCGUAUUGGUUUCCUGGAUACCUCCUAUGAUGUGAACGAAGCUGACGGCACAGUAGACUUCAGGAUUGGUGUCAUUGAGGGAAACCUGGCUGUCCCUGUCACUAUCAACUUUGCUACUUCUGACGGAUCAGCUAUUACUGGCAGUGGCAUUGGCAGUGGCAUUGGCAGUGGCAGUGACUACACUCAGGCCUCUACUUCUAUCACUCUGACUGGUCAGGGGGAGCAGGUCAUCUCAGUGGACCUUGAGAAUGAUCAGAUUUAUGAGUUUGCUGAGUCUUUCUCUGCCUCACUGAGUGCCUCUGGUGUGCUUCCCAGUUUUGUGACCCUGGGUCCAGACAUGGCUCAAGCUAACAUUGCUGACGAUGACACUGUGAUAAUCGGCUUUGUAACUGAUAGCUAUAAUGUGAGCGAGACUGACGGCCCUGUUGCCAUGAUGCUGUCUAUCCUGGACGGAGAGAUUGCCGAAGGUGUGGAAAUUUCUGUAAACUUCUUCACUCAAGAUGGAACUGCAAUUGUCAAACAGUCUCUGUAGAUAUUGAGAACGAUGAAUUCUUUGAGAACACCAUCGAGUCAUUCACUGGUAACCUGCAGUUGAUCGGAACACCCGAGCGUGUCACCAUACAACCUGCCGUUGCUACGGUGAACAUUGAGGAUGAAGAUGUGUUGGUGAUAGGAUUCCAGCCUGACCAGUACAGCGUUGUGGAAGGAGUCGACGCUACUGUUGAUCUGGUUGCCAUGGUUAUCUCUGGCUCGCUGGGUAGAGACAUUUCCAUUUCUUUCACUACACGAGAUGGAUCUGCAGUCGCCGGUAGUGACUACACUACGACAUUCCAAACGCUCACCUUCACUCCGACUGCCGACAGCCGCUCCGUUACCGUGGAGAUCCGCGAGGACAGUUCCGUAGAAUUGGAAGAGCAAUUUGAAGGCUUCCUAUUUGUGGACACGCCCAUUGAUAGGCUUACCAUCGCUCCUAUCGUGGCAAACGUUACCAUUGGCGACACAGACAGAGCUUCGAUUGGAUUUGAUCGCGCUGAAUACGAUGUCCUGGAGAAUGCUAUGUUUUCAAAUGUCACUAUUCGUCUUACUGGAAUGAUCGAUAGAGAGAUUGUUGUCAGGGUAACCACUCAAGAUGGCUCCGCUGUCUCUAUUGGCCCAGAGCCCGACUUUGUCAGUCACGACAUGUUAUACACGUUCACCCCGGGAGGUCCCUCGGAGAUUAUUGUACCAAUCAGAAUUCUCGACGAUCGCCUCCUCGAGAAUGAUGAAGAUAUCUCCUCAAUCAUCUCCCUAUCCACUGUCACUGAUGUCAUCGACCUAUCACCUGCUGAGGCUAAUAUUAGAAUUAUCGACGAUGAUCGAGUGGUGAUUGGUUUCACCCAGACUGUAUACCAAGCUACUGAAGAUGUAGACAGCAGCGUACAGCUGCUUGUGAACGUUCUCAUGGGUGAUCUCAGACGUGAUGUCAUUGUUAACUUUGCUACAGAGGACGGUUCUGCCCUCGAUGGAUCGGACUACACUGGUGUGACCCAGACUCUGACCUUUAACGAGGGGACAGUGUCCAUUCCCAUCACCGUGGAUAUACGAAGGGAUGACAUCAACGAGGUGUUGGAGCGUUUCAUUGGUCGAUUGACAACUGAUGAUGUUGACGUUAUCCUAUCACCCAACGUCACCACCGUAGAGAUUACUGAUAACGAUGCUGUGAAUGUGAGUUUCCAGCAGCCCAUCUACAUGUUCGCUGAGGGGGUGGGUACCGGAACAGUGUGUGUGGAGAAAGUGGGAGCCACCACUCAAUCUAUCUCCGUCAUGGUGACAGGACCAUUCCAAGCUGAGACUGGUAACAGAGUUGAUCGUGUUAUCACAUUCGCACCCGACCAGUUCUUACAAUGCAUUGAUUUUGGCAUCACCGACGAUCGUAUUGCACUGGAAGAGACUGAGAUGUUUAGCUGGACACUAAUGGUACAGGGAUCACCUGAGCUAGUCACUCUGGGGGAAAAUAGCGCUACCGAUAUCCUUAUCUUGGAUGAUGAUGUACUGUCUCUGACGGUGACCAAAGGAGAUGUGAUCCCUGAGAGCGCCACAACUGCUCGCACUUGCAUCACAUUCAGUAACCCCAUAGCCAGAGACGUUGAAGUGGAGAGAUCCACACAGAUGGGAGUACCUGAUAACAGCAGCACACCUGCUCCCGCUGGAAUAGCCAUACCUGGUGCUGACUUUACCACUAUCAGUUCCCCCCUCACAUUGACCCCCGAGAACAGUGUAACGGGCGAGAGAUGCUUCGAUAUUGAACUUUUACCAGAUGACAUUGUUGAAGAGGCUAUGGAAUGCUUCACGGUUGAGUUGUCACUACCUGAGGCUGAUAGACAGAGCAUUUUAUUGUCAGGCGGAACACAGAUUUGCUGUAUCCAAGACGAUGACUUUGUGACGAUUGGCUUUGAUCCUGUGCCCUACCUUGUGGAGGAAGAUGAUGGAACAGUGACACUCAACGUUAGGAUCAUCUCCGGUCAACUUGCUCGACCGGUUGAAGCUCUAGUAACCACUGAAGAGGGUUCCGCCACUUCAACAACACCGGCCGAUUUUAUCAACCCUGGAACAGUCACGCUACAGUUUGAUGGCCUUGCCACCAUGCAGACCGUUGUUAUCAAUAUUGAGAAUGAUGAUAUUUUUGAGAAUCCAGAGAUGUUUUUCGCCAAUUUGGUCAGUUUUGACCCAGCUGUUAACAUUGCCCCAGGCCGUGCUGAGAUUACUAUUGUGGAAGAUUCUGAGAACAAUGAUAGUCCUAUCAUUGGUUUCGUGCCGGACGUCUAUUCUGUCCAGGAGGAUGAUGGCAGCGUUGUCUUCAAUGUACAGAUUAUCAGUGGUAGCUUAGAGCGUGAUGUCUCAGUAACCUUUAUGACCCAAUCCGGAACAGCCACCGAGGAGGCUCCUGCGGACUAUGUUGGUUCUACUCAGACACUCACGUUCACUCCCAAUGUCUUACAACUUACCGCCCCUGUCACCAUCAUCAACGACACGAUUGUCGAGGACGACGAGAGCUUCACCGCUACACUAACCGUCGCCAAUCCUGAUGACGCUACCCUCUUACCUGCUGUUGCCACGGCAACCAUAUCCGGAGACGAACCCAAUGAUUUCGUCACUAUUGGCCUGGAGGGAGACUACAGUGUCACAGAGGGCGGUGUGCAGGAAGUGUGCGCUGUACUGGUAUCCGGAACACUGGAGCGUGACGCCAUCGUAACCCUUAGUACAGCUGAUGGCAGCGCCAUCGCUCCCGGUGACUACAGUCCACUAUCGGUUAUGCUAUUGUUCAAUGCUGGUACUGCUCGAGCGUGUGCUAACCUUAUCACUGAGACUGACGAGGUGGUGGAAGGUUUGGAGACUCUAGAGCUGAGACUGACAACUGAUGACUCAGCAGUUAUCCUCAAUCCAGACACAUCCAAUGUUGAGAUUGUCGACAUUAAUAUGAUUGUGAUUGGUAUUCAAGAGACAGAGAUACCUGUAACUGAAGACACAGGAGUAGUGGAGGUGUGUGCAGUGGUCCUCAGUGGGGACCUGGAGAGAGAUGUUCCCUUCACCCUCACCUCUGCUGACGGAACAGCUAUCGCCCCUGGUGAUUAUACGAGCUUGUCUGGUGGUGAUCUCGUGUUCACCUCCGAGAUCCGUGAAGUUUGCGUUAAUGUCAAUAUUGAAGUCGAUGAUGUAUAUGAGAAUGACGAGACCUUCACUGUCACCGUAGCAACCGAUGACGAUCAGGCAUCCGUCCAACCAGAUCGCACUACAGGAACUGUGACGAUUGCUGAUGAUGAUUCUAUCACGAUUGGCUUUGUCCCUACUCUCGUCUCCGCCUCUGAAUCAGAUGGUACUGUACAGCUGUGUGCACGAGUCAUUGAUGGUAACACUGACCUGGAGAGAGAUGUGGUCAUCAACUUCAAUACUGCCGAUGGUGACAGAGCAGCCAGCGACAAUGCCGCCAUUGCUCCUGGUGACUACAAUUCCUUGACUAGUCAGCUGACCUUCCGUGCUGGACAGAUUGAGCAGUGCGUAGAUGUUACUAUCAAUAUAGACGAUCUCACCGAGGGUGCUGAAGUAUUUAGUGGUAUUAUAACUAACGAUGCUGGAAACCCACGAGUGACCCUGAGUCCCGAUGAAGCUGUGGUCACCAUUGUCGAUGUCAAUGAUGUUGUGAUUGGCUACUUGGAUCAGCCCUACUCUUUCUCUGAGGACGGUGGAGUGGCCACUGUCCGUGUUGGUGUGGUGAACGGUAUCCUUAGGGACGACCUUGUAAUCAAUAUCCAAUCAGAAGACCGACCAGGAAUUGCAAAUCCUGCUUUUCCUGGUACCGACUACCAAUCAAUCAACCUUAACCUCACGUUCAAUGCUGGCGUCACUGAGAUUAAUGUGCCCAUCACACUACUCCCUGACAACUUUGUAGAGGGGAACGAACUGUUUAACACUCGGCUCACCAUAGUAACGCAGGGACUGGGGGCCAUGAUUGAGAACAAUAUGCCCAUUGCACCCGUAGAGAUUCUGGAUGAAGACAGUAUUCGAGUUGCAUUUGAGAUUCCUGAAAGGACUGAGCUGGAGACUGUCGGAGAUGUGGAGGUGUGUGCAGUGGUCGUCGAGGGCAUUCUCGCUAGAGAGGCCAUCGUCACUGUUGCCAGUAGAGACGGAUCCGCGUUGGCUGGUGAGGACUAUGAACAGUUCAGCGUUGAUUUGUCCUUUGACGCCGACACUAACCGUGCCUGUUUCACUGUUACCGUCACUAACGACACUCGUUACGAGCUACCCGAAUCAUUUGACCUUGUACUGACCUCUAGCGAUGAUUCUGUGAUAAUCGACGAGCCAACCAGCGUCUUCAACAUCAACGAUGAUGAUGUGGUCGUGAUUGGAUUCCCUCAGGAGGUGUACGAUGUGACUGAAGACAUUGGCGAUGCUCCAAUAACAGUGCAAAUCAUCAGUGGAGAACUAGCUGAUGGAGUAUCAGUUGAUAUCUUCUUCUCCAACCAAAAUGUGACAGCUUUUGAUGGCUCUGACUACACUGCCGUGACCCGUACUCUCACCUUCACCUCGACCAUCACCAGUAUCCCAGUGCCUGUCCGCAUUCUGGACGAUAUGGUGUAUGAAGACUUAGAAGUAUUUGUGGCCACUCUCAGUGAAGCAUCGUUGGACCGUAUCACUGUGACUCCUGGAGCUGCUAUUGUCAAUAUUGCUGACGAAGAUGUUAUCACAAUUGGUUUUGUUGAGACUGGUGUCACGGUGGGUGAAGGUGGUAAUGCUGGUCUCCAGGUGGCGGUCAUCUCCGGCAUGCUAGAUGCAGAGAUCCAGGUGCAGGUCACCACAAGAGAUGGAUCAGCCUCUUCUGUUAACAAUGCUGACUACUCAAGUGUGAUACAGCCACUAACAUUCACGACCACCACUGAUGUCGGAGAUGUCUCUGUUCUCAUCUCUGAGGACGAAAUAUCUGAAUCACUAGAGAACUUCUUUGCUGACCUGUCUUUACUCACUAACACAGACAGAGUGACCAUUGCUCCAGCUGAGGCCACUGUGGAAAUUGUGGAUAAUGACGUUGUGAGGAUUGGCUUUGAGCAAGAGGUGUACCCAGCCUUUGAGAACGUAACUGCGAUGAUCUGUGCUAGGUUAUUGUCCGACUCCCCCUCUCUUGACCGUGAGGUAGUCGUCACUAUCCGCAGCUCUGACGGAACAGCCACUGCCCCUGCCGAUUAUAUGCAAAUUGUGGAGCAGCUUACCUUUGGCCCGGGUGUAUCUCGUGUCUGUGUGGAGGUGCUGCCUGUGGACGACGGUCUGGUGGAGGGACCAGAGACCUUCAACGUCACACUUACUAGCAAUGAUAAUGUUGUUUUGGUACCCGACGUGGCUACUGUUGUUAUUCAAGAGCUCGAUAUGAUCCUUGUGAUGUUUGAACGUCCAACGUACACAUUCACUGAGAACGAAAUCACUGGCAGCGUGGUCGUGGUCAAGACUGGAAUCACUGACCAACCAUUCUCCGUACAAGUCACCGGAGGUCCCAGCACUCAAACGGACGUGGUAAUCUCUGCCUCUGGAUUCAACGAAGUGGUGACAUUUGAAGCUGGUCCAGAUGCCGACAAUUCCAUCACUGUGCAGUUCACUCUGACAGACGAUGAUGUUGCACUCGAGGCAAUUGAGAGCUACAUUGGUAGUCUCGACAUUGUGGGUAACCCUGAGGGCGUGAUUCUUGGCAUGAUCGACACGACAAUCGUCAAUGUCCGGGACGAUGAUGUUGUCACGGUGACCUUUGGCCGCCCUGAACUAACAGUGGACGAAGGUGUGGGUAACUUCACGAUGUGCGUCACUCUCGACCGAGAGACCCUACAACCUGUUACCGUGACAAUUGAAGCCAGAGAUGGAUCCGCUAUCUCUCCAGGAGACUUCAAUGCCGGCUCCAUCCCGACUUCACUGACUAUCCCAGCUGGCGCCACAAGUGCUUGUUUUGAGGGAAUGAUUGUCGAUGACACUAUUGAUGAGGACACAGAAUCGUUUACCCUCGUUAUCACAGGGGUCACCCCUGAGGGCGUGGUUAUCGGUGGGGACACCACUGUUAUCUCCAUCACUGAUAAUGACGUUGUGGUGAUUGGCUUUGAGCAAGAGGUGUACCCAGCCUUUGAGAACGUAACUGCGAUGAUCUGUGCUAGGUUAUUGCCCGACUCCCCCUCUCUUGACCGUGAGGUAGUCGUCACUAUCCGCAGCUCUGACGGAACAGCCACUGCCCCUGCCGAUUAUAAUGCGAUCAUAGAGCAGCUUACCUUUGGCCCGGGUGUAUCUCGUGUCUGUGUGGAGGUACUGACUGUGGACGACGGUCUGGUGGAGGGACUAGAAAACUUCACCGUCACACUUACGAGCGAUAAUGAUGAUGUCGUUUUGGUACCCGAUGUGGCUACUGUUGUUAUUCAAGAGCUCGAUAUGGUCUUUGUGAUGUUUGAACGUCCAACGUACACAUUCACUGAGAACGGAAUCACUGGCAGCGUGGUCGUGGUCAAGACUGGAGUCACUGACCAACCAUUCUCCGUACGAGUCACCGGAGGUCCCAGCACUCAAACAGAUGUGGAAAUCUCCGCCUCUGGAUUUGACGAAGUGGUGACAUUUGAAGCUGGUUCAGAUGCCGACAAUUCCAUCACCGUGCAGUUCACUCUGACAGACGAUGAGGUUGCACUUGAGGCAAUUGAGAGUUACAUCGGUAGUCUCGACAUUGUGGGUAACCCUGAGGGCGUGACUCUUGGCAUGAUCGACACGACAAUCGUCAAUGUCCAGGACGAUGAUGUUGUCACGGUGACCUUUGGCCGCCCUGAACUAACAGUGGACGAAGGUGUGGGUAACUUCACGAUGUGCGUCACUCUCGACCGAGAGACCCUACAACCUGUUACCGUAACGAUUGAAGCCAGAGAUGGAUCUGCUGUUUCUCCAGGAGACUUCAAUGCCGGCUCCAUCCCGACUUCACUGACUAUCCCAGCUGGCGCCACAAGUGCUUGUUUUGAGGGGAUGAUUGUCGAUGAUACCAUCGUGGAGGACACAGAAUCAUUUACCCUCGUUAUCACAGGGGUCACCCCUGAGGGUGUGGUUAUCGGCGGGGACACCACUGUCAUCUCCAUCACUGUGAUGAUCUACCAGCUUUGGCCAAUGCAGUCAUUAGCUACAGUAGUGCCAUCUCCCCACGACCGAUAGACACUGUAGCCACUUACCAAUGUGUGGAUAGAUAUACUUUGGAGGGUUCCGUCACAAGGACUUGUGGGGAAGAUGGGAUGUUCGAUGGAGAGGAACCUCGCUGUGUCUUGAUACAUCCGGUUGUGAUCAUGUUCAGUAGGGCCACAUUCUCAUUUGGUGAGAGUGAUAGACAAGGCUUCGUGGAACUAGUGGCAAACGUGGCUCCCGCUCAAGACCUUGACUUCAUAGUCACCGGAGGUCCCAGCAUUCAAGACUUUGUGGUGGUGUCGGCAGCUGGUCUUCCUGGUCAGAUCACACUCUCUGCCGGCCAGACGUCUGUCCGAGUGCCGUUUACCAUCAAUAACGAUGAGGUUGGUCUGGAGGAUCUGGAGACGUAUUUGGCAUCUCUUUCCCUCACCUCUGAGGCUAUUGCCGCUGGACACUCUUUGGGAGCUCUAACUCAAGCCACUGUGUCAGUCACGGACGAUGACGCUGUCGAUGUGAGUGUGGGUCAGACAACAUACAGUGCUCAAGAAUCUGACGGCUCAGUCACUCUCUCCUAUGUGCUCAACCGAGAGGCUGUCAGAGACGUGUCAUUUGAUGUCAUCAACACUGACAGAACAGCCACCGGUGGUGGUGUCGAUUAUGUCUCUGCUGGCUACUCUCUGAACAUUCCUGCCGGUCAAACUGGUGUGACCAGAAGUGUUUCCAUAACGAUGGACAAUCUAGGAUUUGAAGGAGACAAGAACUUUGUCAACAGCAUAUCUAGCAUUAGCACUGUUGGUGUGGGGGCGGGUGAACCUGAUGCCACAGUUACCAUUCAAGACUCAGAUGCUAUUCAGAUUAUGUUUAGCAUGGCGAUAUUCUCGUUUGCUGAGAAUGUUGAGGGUGUUCAAGGCUUUGUGGAUAUCGUGAGCAACAUACCAGCUGCACAAAGCUUCACAUUCAACAUUAAUGGAGGUCCCAGCACUCAAGACUUCGUGGUUGUGUCGGCAGCUGGUCUUCCUGGUCAGGUGACAUUCCCUGCUGGCCAGACGACUGUCCGAGUGCCGUUCAACAUCAAUAACGAUGAGGUUGGUUUGGAGGAUCUGGAGAGCUAUUUGGCAUCUCUCUCCCUCACCUCUGAGGCUAUUGCUGGUGGAGUAUCUCUGGGAGCUAUCUCUCAAGCCGAUGUACAAGUGGUGGAUGAUGAUGAGGUCAGUGUGAGUGUGGGUCAGACAACAUACAGUGCUCAAGAAUCUGACGGCUCAGUCACUCUCUCCUAUGUGCUCAACCGAGAGGCUGUCAGAGACGUCUCAUUUGAUGUCAUCAACACUGACGGAACAGCCACUGGUGGUGGUAUCGAUUACGAUUCUGCUGGCUACUCUCUGAAUAUUCCAGCCGGUCAAACUAGUGUGUCCAGAACCGUUUCCAUAACGAUGGAUGGUGUAGCAGGAGAGACACCCCCUGAAACCUUCAGUAAUUCUAUCAGUUCGAUCAACACAGUUAGUGUAGUCGCUGGUCCAGCCGAGGCAACUGUCCAGAUCCUGGAUUCAGAUGUACCAGUUACCGUGUCAUUCGGAGAAAUUGAAUACAACUUUGUUGAGAACGGGGUUACAGGCACUAUUCGAGUGGUGACCUCAAGACCCUCUCCUGUUGACUUCUCAUUUACCGUUACUGCACCUCUCAGUGAUACCCAGUUCAUAGCCCCAUCCGGUGGAUCCAUUGACGUCACUGCAACCUUCCCAGCCGGUGCCAGUUCGUUUGACAUCACAUUUCCCAUUUAUGAUAAUGUCGUUGCCCUUGAGGCGGUAGAGGAACUAAUUGCCUCGCUGAGCCUUAACAAUGUACCCACUGGAGUGGAACUCGGCACGCCCAGUGUGACUGUUAUCAGGAUACAAGAUGAUGAUGACUUUUCUGUUGGUUUUGUCAAUGACCAAGUUCCUGUUUCUGAAAGCGAUGGUAGUGUUACCCUCAACAUUGUGAGCACUCAAGCAGCUCGUCCAGUGCAAAUCACUGUUAUCACUCAAGACAUUAUUGGCGGAGUAAGACCAGCAACGGCUGAUGUUGACUACAACAUUACUAUGGCAGAGAUAACCAUCCCAGCGUUUACUACAUCCACUGACUUCACCGUGGGGAUUAUCACCGAUAACGUUGUUGAAGUUGAUGAAGUCUUUCGAGCUGUAAUAGUUGGAGCUGCAGCUGACGAGGAACCAUUACCCGUUAGUCAGCCCCAGAGUGAGGUCACCAUUGUAGACGAUGAUGCACAAUGCCCCCCUCUGCCAGAGAUAGCCAAUGGAAUGAUCACUUAUCUUCCUGAUAACACUCCUGAUUACGACGUCGGAACUACGGCCAGUUACGUUUGUGAAGAUGGAUUUACUCUCAGUGGAGAUGUAACUAGAGAUUGUCAAUCUGACAGAACAUUUUCUGGCAUGGAACCUGUAUGCUCUAUGAUUCCUCUUUGCGUUGAACUGGAAGUCAUUGAAAAUGGACGCGUUGAAUACAACGAUGAUCCCUUCUCAGUGGGCACUGUGGCCACUUACUUCUGCAACACUGGCUACGCUCUUGUUGAUGGACCUGAUAACAAAAUUUGUAUAGAAUCAGAAGGGGGGAAUGUAGUGUUUGACCCACCUCAAACACCAGUCUGCGACCCUGAAUGUGAUCAGAUCUUUGUUCCACCGAAUGCAAUUGUGACCUACAACACUGAACCUGUCCCACCAUUUCCUGCUGGAGCUUUAGCUAUGUUUGAAUGUGUUGAUGGAUUCAGUCCAGUAACUACUAGCCCUGGACAACCCACUACAUUCCCACUACCCGGUGAGCUGAUCUUCCUCGAGUGUGGCGAGAUAAUACAGGGAGGAGGCGGAGUCUUUGUGAGGAACGGAACAUCUUCCCAAGUUGAACUCAACUGUACACGGGAUUGUGUAGAGCUCCCAGCUAUAACCAAUGGGAUGAUCUCGUACUCUCCUGACAUGACGGCUAACUACUCUGCUGGAACAGUGGCCACUUACACGUGUGACGAUGGAUUUGGACUGGUACCAGGAGUGGGCAACUCAAUGAGGACUUGCCUACCACAGAUGUCGGGUGAUGAUCCUAGGUCAGAAUUUGAUGGAGCAGAACCAAGAUGUGAACCCGUAUGCAUGGAGCUAGCGAUGAUACCCAAUGGAAUGAUCUCGUACUCUCCUGACAUGACUGCUCUGUACUCUGUGGACACUGUGGCCACUUACACUUGUAACAGUGGUUUCCGAUUCGUGGCUGGAGUGGGUGAUCAGAUGAGAACUUGCACAGAAACCACAGAGAGUGACAGCACCGUGGUUUCAGGGGCAGAAUUCAGUGGCAUGGCUCCAAGCUGUGAACCAGUUGUUUUUUGUGCUGAGCUUGCAAUGAUAACCAAUGGAGGGAUUGUCUACACCGAUGAUAUGACUGCUCCUUACGACGUUGGAACUGUGGCCAUCUACAGCUGCAAUCCAGAUUUUGUGCUCAGGGGAGGAAAUGUGGUGCGGUUUUGUGUGGAUGCUGGUGAUGGUAGCGGUGUCAGAUUUGAUGGGGAGGCUCCAACUUGCCAACUAUUGGUUAUCCCUCCCGACGCUGUGACGGUGGGGAUAGAAUCCGCUCGUGUUACAGUGUCAGAGAGCCAAAAUGUGGUGGGUGUGGUUAUUGUUAAAGACCCCACCCCAAGAGACCUCCUGGUGACAGUACGACUGGACAGCAUCACGGCUACAGGUGGUGUUGACUACGGCCCAUUCUCAAACCCCAUUAUCCGACUCCCAGCCCUCCUUCCAGCCAACGACACUCGAGUCCCAUUCUUUAUUCCCCUCAUGGACGAUAAUAUUGUGGAAAACACGGAAACAUUUCGUGUGGGCCUGGAAUCACGUGACAGUAGUGUGAUUGUCGUGGGGAUUGAUAGUACUAUUGUGUCUAUUGAGGACGACGAUGUUGUGGAGUUUACUCUUAGUUUGAGGGAUGGAUCACCAAUCGUCACCGAGGGCAACCUGCAGUUGACCUUUAACCUCAAUAAAGAGGGUGUGGCCGUUCGUAAUGUCGACAUUGUUGUACGGACUCAAGACGGCAGCACUACAGGUGGCGGCGAUUAUACAAUUCUGGAGCUCCCGUUAACCUUUGCACCCUCCGAGUCCCUUAUGGAAUUCACCGUGGAUAUCCGUGAUGACUCUAUUGUGGAAACCAUGGAAAUGUUCUCUGUGACCUUUGAACCUGCCGUCGGAGAGACGGGGGUAGCUCCGAUCACCACGGAAACUGUCAUCACGAUUGUGGAUGAUAAUGAUUUUGUUAGCGUGGGCUUGGUUCCACCCUCUCCUCGUCUAGGAGAAGGGGCCACUGGACUAGUGCAACUGGAGAGCUCUGGAAACAAUGAAAUACCUGUCACCGUGGCAAUAGAUGUGGCUAACUUUGGCACUGCAACUGUUGGACUAGACUUUUACCUCAACGUCUCUAACAUAACCUUUGAACCUGGAGUUGCAUCUCUUUUCAUCCCCGUGGUUGCCGUUAGCGAUGGCCUGUACGAGGGAGAAGAUGAAUCGGUGAUUCUGAUUGGUCGACCAGGAGACGGAGAGACGAGAGUACGGGUAAUUCCUGGGUCAGAGCAAGCAACCUUCGUACUGACUGACACAGAUAGUGUGAGCGUGGGGUUCCUAAUGUCAGUGAUGACUGUGAGCGAAUCAUCUGGACCUGUUGACGUUGCCAUAGGGCUGGUAAAUGGUCGCCUAGCAACAGAUGUGGUCCUCAGAGUGGACGCUACAGGAGAUCUAGCAGAAAUGGAUGACUUUGAUUUUCAGAGCGUUGAAUUAACCUUUGGACCUGGACAACCCAAUGUUUCCGUAGUGACAAUUGGUAUUAGGGACGACAGUGUGUUCGAGGGGAGAGAAGGGUUUUCCCUCUCGUUAACGAGCGACAGCCCCCGAGUGGACUUUGACCCCCAGAUACUCCAAGUACUCAUUGUUGACAAUGAAGAUCUUAUUGUGCUGUUCUCCUCAACUGUCUACACUGCUCAAGAAACUGACCCAUCGGUCGAGGUCAGAGUUCAACUAGGUCCAGGCAUACAGCUGCAGCGAGACAUCACCCUUGAUCUUCGAACCUCAGAUGGAGUUCCGCCCACUGGAGCAACGAGUGGAUUGGACUUUGAACCAGUGAAUACCACACUGACCUUUGGACCUGGUGUCACCACGGCAAAUCGUACUAUAAUGCUAUUGGACGAUGAGAUCAGUGAAGGCCUUGAAAACUUUGAGGUCCAGGUGGUACUAGUCAACGAGGAGCUUGGUGAUCCCGGCGUGAUAGUGUCUGCAAGAGUGCUCGUGUUCGACAACGAGGAUAUAUUUGUGAGCUUGUCUAGUAUGGAGUAUAUUGUCGAAGAGGGGCGUGGUCUGGUUGUCAUAGCAAUCGACAAAUCCGGCAUCACCCCUGGCAACCAAGAUACCUUAGUACUGCUCACACUUUCAGACGGGACAGCUAUAGGGGGUACCGUAGACUAUGGACCAUUCCCGGUAGCCACACCCACCACACUCCCUGCACUCCUAUUGGCUAACGACACUCGGACGUUGUUUGGAAUCCCUGUAACCAACGACAACCUGGUGGAAGGGGACGAGUCGUUCUUUGUUGCCUUGAGUAUCGCUAACGAGCUGAGUAGAGAAAACGGGGGCAUCGUGUUCCUAGGAAACCUCACCAUGGCAACUGUUGUGAUAACUGAUAACGAUGUGAUAAAUGUGUUGCUAGUAGUUAGUGGACAGGAAAUGGGUGUGGUCACUGUAGAGGAAGGGGGUGUGGCAAUUUCCCUCUCGGCAGUGAGAAACGAUAACGUGAGAUUGGCACGGAACGUGACCAUGGUUGCCAGGACGACUGCAGGCACGGCUCAAGGUUUCACUGAUUUUUCGCCGGCUACAAUUGCGUUGGAAUUUUUGGCUGGAGUGCAAAUGAUGGCUUUUUCUGUGUUCCUAUUGGAGGAUACUGUUGCCGAGGGUAACGAGAGCUUCACGGUCACACUAGACAGUUCAGAUCCUGGGGUGGUCAUAUCUAGUGGCACUGUGGAGAUCAUCAUUGUAGACAAUGACGUUGCUUUAGUAAAUUUUGCUCAAGAGAUUUACGAUGCGUUUGAAUUGGAUCGUUCAGUGGAGGUGUGUCUUACUAAGAGUGCUGAUACAGCAAUUCCCGUCAUCAUAUCACUGGUUCCCAUGGAAACAGUCAAUCCACCUGAUGACGCAGUACCAGCUCUCGCGACUAUCGAUUUUGAUGCCACGCCCAUCAAUGUGACCUUUGCCCCCACGGCUACUCAAGCGUGUGUCCGUGUGAGUGUGUUUCAGGAUAAUCUAAGGGGAGAAGGCUUAGAGGUGUUCUCACUGACACUGGCUGGUCUGGAGGGACAGGCCGCCAUUAUUGGGAGAGGAGAUCGAAGCAUCGUCAACGUGUUACUCAAUGAUGUGCCUGAUGUGAUUGUUGGUAUUGCUACUCUCUCCCCGGUGGCAGUAGUGGAGGGGGCGGGACGUGUGGAGGUGUGUGUGACUGUCUUUAACCCCGCCCCCAGCGAACCACUCAACACCACUCUCACUGUCACCAUAGAAACCAUCUCUGGCACUGCCGAUGACACUGACUACACUCCAGUUACUGCUGUCCUUGUUCUCGACAAUGGACUACGAUCAGAUUGUUUCCAGGUUCGUAUCCUUGACGAUGACCUUUUUGAGGACCCAGUACUUGAAGAAUUCAAUCUAAACAUUCUAAGUGUCGAAUCUACGAACCUUGACUUUCGUGUUCUUACAUCACCCGCUAACGUUACCGUGGUGAUAGGGGAUGAUGAUCGAAGUGUGACAAUUGGAUUCAGUGACGUAUUUUAUUCUGUCAACGAAAGCGAUAGUGUCCGAGUGUGUGUUGCCGUGACGAUACCUCCACCAAUGGAACGAUUCACCCAACAAGAAAUUGUUCUCCUGGUAUCAACUUUACCGGGAACUGCAAAUGAAUCUGAUUAUAUGUCAUUUUCUGAUCGUGUUGUUGGAACCGUGAGCAACAACAAUCGAGAGACGUGCUUCGUAGUGGAGGUAAUAAACGACGAGAUAAUCGAGCAGUCGGAGGAAACGUUCAGUCUCGUAUUAUCAGUUGAGGUUCCAAUGGAUAGUGACCUCUCUGUGUCACUUGACCCUUCAGUGGCAAUUGUUAUUAUAACAGAUGAUGAUGAGCCACCUCCUCCGCCCACACCCACCAUCACAACACCCACGCCCACACUGGGCACAACACCCACCCCCACAGUCACACUGGGCACAACACCGACACCCACAGUCAUAGUGGGCACAACACCUACACCCACGCCCAUCCCAACGACCACACCCACACCUGUUGUCCGUGGGAACGAUACGAUUGUGGGCGACCCACUCUUCUCAGUACCUCUCAAUUUAGUCGAUGGUUCGGAGCUAUUGGAACUAAAAACACUCCUGCACCUAUGCUACGAAAUCCAUGGCCGCCCGGACACGUACUUUAACCUUGUAUCUGAUGAGUGUACCAAUAUCAAUGCUUACUAUACUGGCGUUGUCCCGGAUACCACUGACAGCCUUGGACUUAAUAUCAUCACGCAAAUCGGUGUACGUGCAAUCGAUUCGCAGGGAAAUUGUGUGCGUGUGCGCAUCGACUCGGCUAGUAACUGUACGCCGGUUGUCAUGACAUCGGGAGGGGGUGUGGUCAGCGAAAUUCGAUACGAUCGUGAUGGUGUGAUAGUGUCAAAAGUUCGAAACCGAGUGAGAGUUUCUGUUCCAAACUGUGGCGGUAAUCGUCUUGUCAUGUGGGUCACCUGUGAAGCCCCAGGGGGUAUGAUGCGAUUUGACAUCACAAGGGGAGUAGGGCUAACCCCCACGUCCCACGGGCUUCUCGGUCAAUUCUGGAAUGUUCCGGUGACCAUACGCAAGUACACGUACACAGGUGGCGAAGAACUCUAUCUUGACGUAGACCAGUUAUACGUUGUUACGGUUACACAUCCGAAUACCGGGAGCACUCGCCGAUUUAUUGCUGAAUUCGGACGACAAAUCUGGGACCUCUCUAAUAAAGAUUGUUUGUAUGCAGGAAACAUUCAAGGUGGUCGCCUUGGUGAUAUUGAUGACGCUAGCGUUAGUGACUCCGUUGUCGAGGGGAGAUACUCACAGUAUGUUGUAGACGGACUUUUUGAUCAUGAUUUUGACUAUUUUCACUUUAACGCAGACAGUUGUAUCUAGUUAAUCAGAGGUAUGUAAUUACGUUGCCAAUAACUGUACACAGGUUAGAUAAUUAAUACUGUAAUUAUUGUGCUUCUUUCUCAUUUUCAUUUCUCAAAACAUAAAUAUGAUGAUUCUACGCAUAA